This is a messenger RNA of Propithecus coquereli (Coquerel's sifaka), 1350 nucleotides long. RefSeq names its product sepiapterin reductase (7,8-dihydrobiopterin:NADP+ oxidoreductase) (gene SPR). Lineage: Eukaryota; Metazoa; Chordata; Mammalia; Primates; Indriidae. The record is from RefSeq and is a predicted model, not a curated record. The coding region runs from base 20 to 805 and encodes 261 amino acids. The transcript has 3 exons. Gene Ontology annotation, biological process: tetrahydrobiopterin biosynthetic process. Gene Ontology annotation, molecular function: sepiapterin reductase (NADP+) activity.
CCCGGCGGAGGAGGGCGGCAUGGAGGGCGGCCUGGGGCGUGCGGUGUGCGUGCUGACCGGGGCUUCCCGCGGCUUCGGCCGGGCGCUGGCCCCGCUCCUGGCCUCGCUGCUGUCACCUGGCUCCGUGCUCGUCCUAAGCGCCCGUAGCGACGAGGCGCUGCGGCAGCUGGAGGCCGAGCUGAGCGCGGAGCGGCCGGGUCUGCGCGUGGUGCGGGUGCCCGCUGACCUAGGCGCCGAGGCCGGCUUGCAGCAGCUUCUGGGCGCCCUUCGAGAGCUCCCCAAGCCCGAGGGGCUGCAGCGACUGCUGCUCAUCAACAACGCAGGCACUCUUGGGGAUGUGUCCAAAGGCUUCGUGGACCUGGGUGACCCAACUGAAGUGAACAACUACUGGGCUCUGAACUUGACGUCAACGCUCUGCCUGACCUCCAGCAUCUUGAAGGCCUUCCCAGAACGUCCUGGCCUCAUUAGGACUGUGGUUAACAUCUCGUCCCUCUGUGCCCUGCAGCCCUUCAAGGGCUGGGCACUGUACUGUGCAGGAAAGGCUGCUCGUAACAUGAUGUUCCAAGUCCUGGCUGCAGAGCAACCUGGUGUGCGGGUGCUGAGCUAUGCCCCAGGUCCCCUGGACACAGACAUGCAGCAGUUGGCCCGGGAGACCUCCGUGGACCCAGAGUUGCGAAAAAGUCUGCAGGAGCUGAAGACAAAGGGGGAACUGGUGGACUGUGGGAUGUCAGCCCAGAAACUGCUGAGCUUGCUGCAGAAGGACACGUUCAAGUCUGGUGCCCACGUGGACUUCUAUGAUAAAUAAGCCCAUGUCCUUGGCUUCCGGGGCCUUUCUGCCUCCACUUUCAGGCACACCCCAGAGUCCUCUGUUUCCCCACAUCCUGCCACAGUGGCACCACCAAUCCUGCCUUACACAGAUAAACACUUGUGCCUACUAUCCUGCCAGCAGAUGCAGCAGCUGUGGGGCCCUUGGGGUUGCUGGUGUUAGCAGUUGUCAGGAAUCUCUAUUGUGCACCCCGGGUUGUGAGGAGGCCUCUGUAGGAAGUUUAGGAGCAAGGUUAUGGGUGUUAGCGUUCUUUCUCUCCAGGAAUAGAGCAGGAAGAGAAGCUGAAACACUGAAGAGGGCGGAGUGAGCUGGUGUCAAAUAGGAGGACUCAUUUAGAGGGGAGGGAGUGCAGACAGGACAAGUUCCAGCCCACACGGAUACCCCUUGCUCAGGGUAACAGGACCUUCUGUUGAACCACGUGUCCUCACUCUGAUGCCUCCUUCCUCCAGAACCCACCUCCUCUUCCCCAGGCUGGGAGAUCAGGCACCUGAGAGUCUGUACACAGCAAAUAAAAUGUAGAUUAU